UAUUUCCGAUCAACUUCCCACCAUGGUGACUUCUGUUGACUGUUGUGAAAUUUCUAAGUUUACCUGAAGGCAACAUUUAAACACAAAUACUGCUAGCUUCAACAAAUACACGGAACUAUAAUUAUUUAGGCAAAUAUUUGGUCUCAUAGUGCGAAAGAAUGCCUUAAAUAGAUCUUAAUAUGUGGUUAUACUCUUUAAUUGCUAUUUUCUGGUUAGAGUUUGACAGGUAACGUUUAAUCAGGUAGCUGCUAGAAGCAGCUAGCAGUUGUUCCAACUUCCGCAGUCGGAUGCAGCUAAAGUAAACAAAAACAAAAAGCCUUAAUAGAGGUUUGUAAAUAAAAAUGGACAAGUUUGUGGUUCGACAUCCCAAGGGCGAGACACCGAAACAAUCUAAGAACGACGAAAAGGUUUACAAACAAACAACCAUUGAAUCUCUACGGAGAGUUGUUGUGAUUGAGGACAUCAUGCGCUACAAGGCAAUCCUGGAGCUGCCAGAACAGAGUAAGGACAACCUGCUUAAUGCCCUGUCAGAGCUGGGCAAGAAGAUCCCAUCCAGAGAGGUGCUGAAGUCCACAAAAAUAGGUCACACUGUCAACAAAAUGAGAAAGUAUCAGGACCCCGAGGUGAGCUCACUGGCUGCAAAGGUUUUCACUGACUGGAGGACGUUCAUUGAAGAGAAUUCCAAUAAGCCGUCUAUUGAGGUGCGCUCUGACAAACAAUCUGAAGGACUCCGGAGCAGCGCAAGAAGAAUGCUGUCCGAAGUUCUGGAGGUCAAGGAGGAUUCUGGUCUCACAGACAACAUUGAGAGAGAAGUUUUUCACCAGAGCUCCAGGUUGGUCAGCGGUUCGUACAGACGGACGGUUCGAGCGCUGGUGUUUGCCUUCAAACACAACCCUGAUAUCAGAAUUCAGGUUAAGGACAGCAAAAUGUCAGUCAACCAGCUGGUGUCGAAAUACAAAAAAUAACUGAAGAUACAUUUUUCAUAGCCUUGGACUGCACAUUCACCCUGUGAGUUUUUUUUAUUCCAUCAGUGUUUAUUUUCUGCGAAAAAAGUAGAAAAUAUGUACAUUUUGUUGCACAUUAGUGUCUUUACAUGUGAGUCACUGGAGGGAGAAGAGUCAAAGGAUGAUUUUUAAUUAGAUUUUUUCUUUUUUGUCAGGAGGUGUUGUACUUUUUAUGUUUUUAAUCCACUUUUUAUACAAAAUAAAACUUUAAAAAGACACAUUUUCAGCUUUGGUUUUUCAGUCCUUGUAUCAUUCCAUGCCAAUUCAACCAACAUUCACAGGUCAGGUCUGAGAGUUUCUUCAGAAACAUGGAGCUAUGGUCCCAACACCUUUUCAGUCAGGGUUUCGUCAACAGUUCAGAGCUGCAGAGAACUAAUGUUAUGAUAUUAAAAUUAUGCAAUAAUACUGAAACUAUAUAUUAACUUUAUAUUUCACCUAAAGUAUCUAUUUUGAUAUUUAUAUAUGCCUUUAAUUGCUAAUAAAAAUAUUCAAGUAUAGUUGUUUAGAUGUUGUUUGCACUUGG
Messenger RNA from Menidia menidia (Atlantic silverside), 1527 nucleotides. NCBI's taxonomy places the organism in Eukaryota, Metazoa, Chordata, Actinopteri, Atheriniformes, Atherinopsidae. The record is from the annotation of a GenBank genome assembly.